Messenger RNA from Colletotrichum gloeosporioides, 1272 nucleotides. RefSeq names its product putative glycosyl transferase FCK3. Gene Ontology annotation, molecular function: glycosyltransferase activity. The record is from RefSeq and is a predicted model, not a curated record. The transcript has 3 exons. The coding region runs from base 1 to 1272 and encodes 423 amino acids. NCBI's taxonomy places the organism in Eukaryota, Fungi, Ascomycota, Sordariomycetes, Glomerellales, Glomerellaceae.
AUGCUUUCGACACUCGCCCCGGGGUCGAACCGCUACUUUUCAUCAAAAUGGCGCCUCCCCGCUUCGAAAUCCCUGCCUCCCCGCUUCGAAAUCCCUGCCGAGUUCCAGGACAAGGUUCGCUAUGUUGAACCUCUUGAUUCCCGGUCAGACGACGAAAUCCUCAAGGUUCUCGAAAGUCCCCCUCCGGUGACAUCAGAAAAGAACAUCUGGGCAUUUUGGCAUGCCGGGCUGCACCAGAUGCCCGCCUGGUGUCAGCGUAAUGUCAUUGACUGGUCCCGUAUCUGCGGUCCCUCAUGGACUAUCCGUGUGCUCGAUGUCGUCAGCGAUUCCCCGAGCAAUGCUAUGAACUGGGUUAAAGAAGAAGACCUUCCUAAAGCCUUCACAACCAACACAAUGGAUGGCCCUCUGGGAUACACUGGCCCUCAUAGCGCGGACUUCCUCCGAGGAAUAUGCCUCUAUCAGUACGGCGGUGUUUGGAUGGAUGUCGGCUCAAUUCUGUUCCGCUCGAUCGAUGACCUCUGCUGGAACAAGUUGGAGGACCCAAACACGCCAUAUCAAGUCUCAGCACCGUGGAUGUAUUCAAGGGGUGUGGCGAACCACUUCAUCGCUAGUCGGAAAGGCGAUCCCUUCAUCAAGCAUUGGCAUAAUCUCUUCAUGACUCUGUGGAAGGAUCGAACCAGUGCUGAGGGUCUCUACACGCACCCUCUGAUGGCCCAUGCUAAAGACAUUGACAUGGUGGAGUUUGACGCUAGAGGGUUCGCUUGGAAUUGGGAAAUCCCGAUACCACAGGUACUGGAGUAUGUCGCACAGAUUAUGUGCUGGAUGCGAAUCAGCGUCUUGCAGGAGCCAAACGGCGGCUUCGAUGGCGCGGAGUACUACGGCACCAAAGUGCUUCUCUUCGAUGCGCUGUGGGAGACUUGGCCUGCCGAGGCCUUGAUUGGAUGGAAUGGCGAAGAGCUGUUCGACCUCUUGAAUACGAAACUUGAUGCUGACCCCGAGUCUGAGGCUUACAAGAAGGCUUACAAGACGGUUUGGUAUUUGAUGACCUCUUCCACAAUGCAGAAGGUCACACGCGCAGGAGGCAUGACAUCCACAAAGGCACUCGGGGCCUUGUGGGACAUGAAGGAGAACGAAGAUAAGGAUCGUGAGACAGGAACAUUUGCAGAGCUCAUGCGCUACGGUAGUGUCCAUUUUCGACACAACCAAGAGCCGAAGUACGUUCCUGCUAAGGACCCAGGCAACAUAAUUCGUAAGCGUGUGUUGGAGCCGUGA